AUGGUGGAAACCUCCCCCAGAUGCCUCCCCAUCUCGCAGCCCCCACUCGUUUGCCACGUCUCGGGGCGUUGGCGUUACCGGGCCUUCGAUGGGAAGAACUACGGCUUGGCCGGAGCUUGCACCCAGACGUUGGUGACCACCUGCGGCGUCCAGUUGCCCACCCUCCAGGUCACGGCGGGUGGCCAGGUGGGCAGGGGACCAGCCGCCACCUUCGGCCACGUCACGCUCCGAGGAUACGGCCCCGGGCAGAGCGCGGUAGGGGCGGGAUGUCUUCUCCGGAACGGGAUCCAGGCGUCCGGUUCCUUCCCGCUCCGUUCGCAACCUCCAGUUCCCAUAACUGGGGAGGAGAGCCGGGCGUCCCAGUCGACGUCCCCCUCCCCGCAGGUGGCCGGGCGCCGGGUCCGCCUGCCCCUCUCGUUGGCGGGGGGCCGGGUACGGCUGGAGCGUCGGGGGGGCCAACGGCGGGUGACGACAGCCGCGGGCGUGCGGGUGGCUUUCGGCGGGGACGGCGCGGUGACGGUGACGGCGCCGGCGUCGCUACGGGGACAAGCGUGCGGGGUCUGCGCCCAGCCGGAGGAAGGGGACGGCGGGGGAGAGGGGACGCGGUGCCCUCCACCCUGCUCAUCCAAACACCCCCAGGAGCCCUGUGCCCCCGCCCCUGACCCCGCCCCCAUCCCCGCCCCCAUCCCCGCCCCCGUCCCCGCCCUCGCCACCUGCUCCGCCCUGGGCAUGGGUCACCUCCGGACCUUCGACCGCCUCCACCGCGACUUCCCCGUCUCCUGCGUUUACCUCCUGGCCGGCCUCUGCCCCGGCGCCGGCGGCGCCGAACCCUUCCGCGUCCUGGUGCGCGGCGGCGCCGGCGGCAUCGUCGGCGCCGAGGUCCUCGUGCAUCGCACGCGCGUGGGGCUGGAGCCCGGGCAGGUCACGGUGAACGGCGUGCCGACCCGCCCGCCCCACGCGGCGGGGACCUCGGCGGUGACCCUGGAGCCCCGGGGUUGGGCGGUGACGGUGAAGACCCGCCGGGGGGUGACGGUGACCUUCGACGGGCGUCACGGCCGGGUGAGGGUCCAAGUGCCGGGCGUUUACGGCGGGCGGCUCUGCGGGCUCUGCGGGGACUCGGACGGGGACCCCCGGAACGACGCGGGGCCGGCGGGGGGGGGAGAGCCGGAGGGUGGGGGAGAGUGCGGGGCGGUGCUGAGUAAGGAAGGACCUUUCCGGUUCUGCCACGGGACCGUUCACCCUGAAACCUACUACCGGGAUUGCGUCGCCGACCGGUGUCGCCGCGAGGGAGCCUGCCGCGUCCUCGCUGCCUACGCCGCCGCCUGCCAGGAAGCCGGGAAGAGGGUCCUGGAAUGGCGAACGGAGGGUUUCUGCCCACCCAACUGCCCGGCGGGCACCCGCUACUCCAUCUGCGCCCCCGGCUGCACCCAAGGGUGCCGGGAGGGCUGCGUCCCCCCCCCCGGUACCGGGGGCACCCAGGGUUGUUCGGUCGCGCCGGGAAGAACGCCGGGUGUCACCGGCCCCCCGGGGACCUGCCGGGCCGUGGGGACCCGUCACUACCUGAGCUUCGACGGGGCGGCCGCCGCCGUGGGGGACAAUUGUUCUUACGUGGUGGCCCGGAGCUGCGGCCCCCCCGGCGUCCACCCCGCCUUCGACGUCACCGUCACCGACGCGGCCCGGGGCGGCAGCGGUAGCCGUAGGGUGACGGUCACGGCGGAGAGACAUCGCUGGGUGAUGCGGGGAGGGAGACCCGGCGUCGUGGAGGUGGACGGCGUGGCGGUGCCGCUGCCCUUCUGCCUGCGGGGCCGGGCCGUCUGCGUGACGCCGCGCGGCGCCGCCGCCCUCCUCCUCCUCGCCGACUUCGGCCUCCGCGUCGCCGUCGGCCCCGGGGCCGCCGUGGCCGUCGCCGUGUCCCCGCGCUACCGCAACGUCACCUGCGGCCUCUGCGGCAACUUCGACGGUCGCCCCGACGACGACAUCCGCCUCCACGACGACGACGUCGCCGCCUCCGGGGUCGCGUGUCAUCGUCCCUGUCCCGGUCCCGCGUGUCCCCCGUGUCGCCAGCCCCCCGAGAGGGCCUUCGUCCACACCGAGCUCUGCGGUCUUCUCCGGGUCCCCCGAGGUCCUUUCGGGGACUGUCACGCCGCGGUCCACCCCGGGAUCUUCUUCGACGUCUGCCUCCGAGAGCUCUGCCGGACCCCUGGGGACAAAGAGGUCCUCGACGAGGUCCUCGACGAGGUCCUGGGGGCCUACGAAGCCGCCUGCCGCCAAGCCGGGGCACGGGUGGGACCCUGGAGGACCUCCGACAUCUGCCCCCCGUGGUGCCCCGAGGACUCUCGCUGCCGCCCCGGUGACACCUGCGUCCCCCACCGAAAGCUGCUGCCGCGGGACCUCCUCGCAGGGGAGCUGCUGCCGCUGCGAGGCCUCGCCCAGAGCCUGGUGGCCCCCGGGGACGUCGUGGGCCAGAUCCUGGGGACGCCCCUCGGGCUCCCGCCCCUCCGGGGUGUCCCCUUGGUCCCAUAAUGCCCCUGGGCCCAAGGAGCACCCGGAGGGGGGGGGGACGAUGACACCCGGAGCGGGGACGAUGACACCCGGAGCGGGGACGAUGACACCCGGAGCGGGGACGAGACCCCCACGCC
Molecule: messenger RNA, 2639 nt
Organism: Aquila chrysaetos chrysaetos
Lineage: Eukaryota; Metazoa; Chordata; Aves; Accipitriformes; Accipitridae
Product: IgGFc-binding protein-like
Exons: 9
Coding region: 1-2523 (840 amino acids)
Cellular component (GO): extracellular matrix
Source: RefSeq, a predicted model, not a curated record